Molecule: messenger RNA, 2013 nt
Organism: Quercus lobata
Lineage: Eukaryota; Viridiplantae; Streptophyta; Magnoliopsida; Fagales; Fagaceae
Product: scarecrow-like protein 3
Exons: 3
Coding region: 391-1737 (448 amino acids)
Source: RefSeq, a predicted model, not a curated record
UGAAUUCCCCAAGAACAACGUUUCAAUGAUGAAGACAAAAAAGUCUAUUAUAAACCAUCACCAAUGCUGUCUUGGAAAAGCCCUUCGAAACUUUGUUCCUUUUGACUCACUCUGCAACAAAAUCCCAGACCCCAAAAUCUCUUUGGCUCUUAAACCACUUUGAUGGUUAGCAGGUUGGCUCACCAAGCAUGUAAAUUUCUUGGAGGGUUUUUCUGGGUUUUUGAUCAAUUUGGAAACCCAGCUGGGAAUUUGAAAUUGGUGGUGUACUUGAUAAUUUCUGAACUCUCUCUGGUGAAAUUUCUUGGAUUCUGAGCGGGUUUCGUUAAGGCUCUUUUUGGUUGCAUGGAGAAUAACAGAGCAUAUUAGAAAGAAGUUUGCUCCCAGUACCCAAUGGCAGGAACCCAAGAUGCAAGGUAUUCUGCAACUCCAUCAUCCUCUCAAUGGAUGUCACUGUCUCCUGGUUUAGGAUCACCGAUUGGAACACCACUAUCUGAGAAAUUGGGCGUGGAAUUGUUAAGAAUGAUUGAAGAAUGUGGUUAUCAUGUAGCUGCAAGUAAUAUGCCUAAUGCUAAUAUCAUGCUUGAGCUUAUUUCCCGUCUUGCCUCUGCUAAUGGCUCCCCCAUUCAGCGAAUUGCAGCAUAUGUCAUCGAGGCAUUUGCUGAAAGGAUGCUGAAAACAAAAUUGUCUGGUCUUUACAAUGCCUUCAAAUCGACAAAUAUAUCAUUAGUAUCCGAGGAAAAUGUUGCUCAAAGAUUGUUCUAUAACGUUUGUCCUUUCAUAAAAGUCGCAUAUUUGGUCACGAAUCAAGCCAUUAUAGAAGCUAUGGAGGGCGAGAAGCGGGUUCAUAUUAUUGAUCUCUAUUCAUUUGAACCUGAACAGUGGAUUGAUCUUCUUCAUACAUUUAAAGCACGGCCAGAGGGGCCGCCCUGUGUAAAAAUUACCGGUAUCCAUGACCAGAGAGUAGUUUUAGAGCAAAUGGCUGUUCGGUUGAUGGCAGAAGCUUCUAAGUUAGAAAUUCCAUUUCACUUCAUUCCUAUAGUGAGCAAAUUAGAGAAUGUUGAUACUGAAAGCUUUUGUGUUGACGCCGGAGAAGCUUUUGCAAUCAGCUCUGUAUUUCAGCUUCAUUCUCUCUUGGCUUUUGACGAGGAAGUGCCAAGAAGGAUUUCACCUGUGGCAUCAAAGAGGCCUUUACGGAAGUUUCUCGACGAGGUCAGUCCUGAUUUCACCUCUUCAUCAUCCAUACUAUCUCCAAGUUUUUCACCAAAAAUGAAAAACUUUCUAAGUUUUCUUCGGCGCCUCUCACCGAAGGUGAUGGUGAUAGCUGAGCAGGAGGCAAACCAUAAUGGUUUUAGUUUAACUGAGAGAGUCAAGGAAGCAUUGGACUUCUAUGCUCCUCUCUUCGAUUGCUUAGACUCCAUUCGAUCAAUAACACCAAUGGAGCGACAAAUGAUAGAGAAGAUGAUUUUCGGAGAGGAAAUUAAAAACAUCAUAGCAUGCGACGGAGUGGAGAGAAAGGAGAGGCAUGAAAAGCUUGAGAAAUGGAUUCUAAGGCUUGAGCAGGCUGGUUUUGGCCGGGUGGAAUUGAGCUAUUACAACAGUAUAAAUGCUAGGAAGUAUUUGCAGAACUAUGGCAAUGAUGGUUAUAACAUCAAAGAAAAGGAUGGAUAUAUUGUUCUCUGCUGGAACAGGUGUCCCUUAUUUUCCAUUUCAGCUUGGCAGUUCGGGAGACAAAAAUAAGAUAACUAGCAAUGUGGUCAAUGAUUUAUUUUUCUUGUUCUUUCAGUUUAUUGUUUUUCAUUUUCUUCUUUGUAUACAAGAAUAAGGUUUUCAUGUUCUACGAAUGCAUAUGUUCCAAAGAAAGUUUUAACAACUUCACUUGGUUCUAAGCUUAGAGCUUUGUGAUACAAUGGUUUUUUCAAGCUCUUCAAUGGAGGAGAACCUAGGUUCAUAUACCCCCAUUUGUAAGGAAAAAAACUCAUUCUAUUCUAAAAUUUACAUUGUUUAUUUAUUUUA